AUGAAGUUCUUCGGCACUCUUUUGAUAGCCCCGUUUGCUGCCCUCGCGGCACCCAUCUUAGAGGCACGUGGUGAAGCCAUCCCGGGUAAAUGGAUUGCCGUCCUCAAACCCGAUAACUCGGCCGAUGUUAUCGCCAGCUCGGUGACCAAACUCUUGGGUGGUGUAGCUCCUAAACACACUUACCAGAUUGGCGAUUUCCACGGGUAUUCGAUUUCCGCGUCCGACGAUGUAAUUAACUCGAUCGCGGAUCUAGCCGAAGUAGCUUAUAUCGAGCCCGACGCAAAAAUAAGCAUCGCAUCCCUAACAACGCAAAGCGCCGCGCCAUGGGGUCUAGCACGGAUCUCCAGCCGGACACCGGGCACCUCCGAGUACAGAUACGACGAGUCCGCGGGCGAGGGCACAUACGCGUACAUCAUCGACACGGGGAUUUUCAUCGAUCACCCAGAAUUCGAGGGUCGUGCCAAAUGGGGCGCCAACUUCGUCGAUGGCAACACAAACGACACUGAUGAGAACGGGCACGGCACACACGUAGCCGGAACUACCGGCUCUGCGACUUAUGGUGUGGCUAAGAAGGCGAAUCUAGUCGCGGUCAAGGUUUUGAAUGCGGAUGGAUCGGGGGCGAUCAGCCAGGUCAUCGCGGGGCUUCAGUGGGCUGUUGAUGAUGCUACUUCGAAUAAACGAAUCGGAAAGGCAGUAGCCAACAUAUCCCUCGGGGCCCUACGUAUCCUCUCCUCAUCCGUCAACACCGCCGCCGCCGCCGCCGUCAAAGCAGGUCUCUUCCUAGCCGUCGCCGCAGGUAACGGCAACCUAGAUGCCUCUCUCUUUUCCCCAGCUUCCGAGCCAACAGUAUGCACAGUCGGCGCAACCGACUCAUCCGAUGCGCGCGCCUCAUUUUCAAACUGGGGCGCUUUAAUCGAUGUCUUUGCGCCUGGCGUGGAUAUCCUAUCUACAUGGAACAACGGCAGCACAGGCGUAAUCUCCGGGACUUCGAUGGCGACACCGCAUAUCACAGGUCUAGGAGCCUAUCUCUUAGCUCUCGAGGGCGCGAAGGAUCCGAUUGCGUUAUGCGAUCGCAUUCAGAAGCUCGCGACGGCGAAUAUUGUGACGGAUUCGUUGUCUGUUAAUAAUAUCUUGGCGUAUAACGGACAGUCGUGA
Messenger RNA from Hypoxylon trugodes, 1155 nucleotides. Its product is annotated as oryzin precursor. Gene Ontology annotation, molecular function: serine-type endopeptidase activity. The record is from RefSeq and is a predicted model, not a curated record. NCBI's taxonomy places the organism in Eukaryota, Fungi, Ascomycota, Sordariomycetes, Xylariales, Hypoxylaceae. Gene Ontology annotation, biological process: proteolysis. Bases 1 to 1155 code for a protein of 384 amino acids. The transcript has 3 exons.